AUGCAGUUCUCUACCAUCUUCGCCAUUGCUUCGGCCCUCACCCUCGUCGCCGCCGCUCCCACUCCGGCUCCCGAGUCUUCACCUGCCGCGGCAACUCCUGCCCAGCUGUUCAAGCGCAAGGAGUGCCCUAGCAACUACGCUUCCAAGGGUGUUUGCAACGGAACCAGCUGCAUGUGGGGCCUGGUUAACUACGACUGCGGUGUCGGUUCUUGCGUAAGUCUUCACGGUUUCGCCCGUACUGCGGGUAACUUCGACAUGGAGAUCGGCUUGCUAACCUUCGGCUAA
Messenger RNA from Colletotrichum chrysophilum, 285 nucleotides. RefSeq lists its product as uncharacterized. Lineage: Eukaryota; Fungi; Ascomycota; Sordariomycetes; Glomerellales; Glomerellaceae. The transcript has 2 exons. The record is from RefSeq and is a predicted model, not a curated record. Bases 1 to 285 code for a protein of 94 amino acids.